CGCGUUAACUAUGUCCCAAAUUCCAAGCAUUUCGCGAUCUGGGCACAAAGACCACAUGGUCUGCUUAGAGUGCAUGGAGACGGCAUCCUGCCUGCUCUAACCAGGCUGCAGAUGGCACAGGAAUUCUCCACAUCGGAUACUUUGGACGCAAAAACCUGCGGCCAUGGAUGAGUUUUCGGAUGACGGCUUCGACGACCUUAACGACACGGUACUGCAGGAGCUCGAGGACAAAGCUAUCCAGAUCACGCAAGCCCAGAAGUUGGCUCAAACGCAGGCUGCGCCACAACCGCAGCACAAUGCCCUCGAGUAUGAGUUCGAAGACGACGACCUCGACGACACUGUCGUGAUCGACGAACACGCUCAAUUAGCGCCCCGUCCCCCACCGCAGCAAGCGCACCCCGUCCAACAACCCCGCCACCCCGCCGGUAUUACGGGCACACAACGAUGGAACCAGCACCUUCCGCCCUCAAGGCCAUCUUAUCCCCCACGACCCCAGUACGGGCCAACAGCGCGAGCAGCACCGCAGCCUCUCUCAUCGCAACGCUACCAACCGGGCCCGUCGCAACGAUUCCCCUCCCUUCCCGGCCGGCCACAACAACCACCUUCGCAGUCUCAAUUCGCCCGGCCGCCUCCUCCGGUUCCUAGGCCGUCCCCUUAUGCGCCCCAAACGUCGCAGGUCCGCACUGGUGCUGGACCCGCGAACCAGAACGAGGUUAUUGCGGCCCUACAGGCGCGCUUGUCCGAACUCGAAUCCGACCUCACGGCAGCCAAGGGUGAAGCCUCCAUCUUGCGAUCCAAAUAUGACAAAGCCCGAGCGACUCACGAGGCCGACAUCGCGCGCCUAAAAAAGGAGACCGCAGAGCAACUUGCCAGGCAGGAGCGCAUCAUUGAGCAAGCGCGCAACGCCGAGCGCGCGACAGCCACCGAACUGCAAUUUGCCCGCCAAGACCUUAGAGAGGGACUUGGCCGAGCAAAGUCAAGACGGCGGGAUGGUCCGGCAACACCCCGUAAAGAUAGGACCUGGGGUACGGCCGAUGGGUUUGAUGGUGUGGAGAUCCUGUCAAGCCCUAGCAAGACGCAAGCUUUAAGGAGAAAAGACUCGGGACCUGCCGCUGUUCCUGCAUCGGAGCGGACACCUACCAAAGGAAAGAGGAAACGUCCUAUUGUCGACAGCCCAAAGUUUGCUCUGGAGAUAGAGGACGCAAGGGAGUCCGUAUUCGAUGAUUCGCACUCGGUCAACGCGCAGUCGCUUUCCCUGGCAGCUGCCUCCCAGCCGUUUUCGCCGGACUUUCUGAAGCUCUUUCUCAAUCACACAACAAUGCAUGGCCAGCCGCCGACGUUUGACAUGUUUUCCCGCUUCUGCUUCCCUUCGGACCCGGAGCGUUCCUUAGCAUCUAUCGUGUUGCAGAAACUGCCUCAGAUGGGAAGCCCCGGUGACCCAACAUCCCUACUGGUCGACUUUGCGGACACACUGAUCGACUUAUGGCACCAGUGCCUCUCUGAAAGAUACUACGGUCCCAUAUAUCACCUUGUCUCUCUGCUUCUGUACACGCUCGACUUGAACGCUGUCGAGGUCGCACCGCAUAUCCUCUCGUCCCUGAUUCCAGUUUGCGCCACCACGUGCCGCCUCGUGGCACUUCCGCGCCUCAAUAGUGCCGAUGGAGAUCUUUCGGGCCAUCCAGAUGCAGUCGUCCGCCAACUGUGUCUCAACAUCGACGUCACUCAGUGUCUAUCUGUCCUCUACCUCGCAGCAUCGGGCUGUUUGCCGCAGCCUUUACAGAACCCUACAUCAUCUGACCAGCCUCAGGACACUCCGCAGCUUGAGUUCUGGAAGACGAUGGAGCUAGAUUUCGUCCUCACGAUGCUCUCUCCAAAAAAUCCAGAAGAAGACUGGUCGGCAAUGAUGAUCCUUCUGCGAACCUCGGUCGCUCCGCACAGCAUUGGACCCAUCCCAUCUUCAGCAACAAACUCGACAAAUCGCCGAUCCGAAGCAAAGAAUGCCGACGCGGUCGCGGCCACUUUGAUUGACUGUGUCUCUUCGUUUCUCUGUGAACCGCCUAAGUGGGCGACUCCCAGAUCUGCAAAGGAAAUUGCCGCCAGGUUGGCCGCUCUGCGAACGCUUAUGGCCUUUGCAACGGGCCACUUUGGGGCUCGGCAGAUUGCCGAAAGUGAUGUUGCCAUUCCCCGUCUCGUCACAGUCCUGUGCUGGGCCCUCGACCGGCUGUAUGACUCGGAUUUGCCGCUAAGCCCCGAGCCGCAGGCAGGCGCGGGGCGACCGCCAGACGAGAGAGGCGACAGUAUGGAGCUUGAUCACCCGAAUGUAGAGAGCGCCGGUGGCAUGGAGGCGCAUGGAACAAGCGAGGGGCUGACAGAUGUCUCUGCUGAGGUCACGGACGCGGCACCCGAUUCCAUGAGCCUCCUGCAUCAGAUUAUCGCCCAAGGAACCCGGCUUCUUCACUUUCUUGUUACAGAUCACCGGACAUCCGAUGCCGCCAACAUUUCGACGAAGCUGGCUGCAUCUCAUGGCGGUUCGCAACGCUACUUCCUCACGCUGGCGAGGUUGAACUUUGCCGAGGAGGAUUUGGUCCUCGAGGCGGGGAUUGACGCAGAGACGGUGGAACUGGCACAUGAAUUGCUUGAGCUGGCGGUUACCCCAGAUGAAGGGGAUGAGAUCAGUGAGAUGUUUGAUUGACAUACGGUAACUACUUCUUUCUUAGAUACCCGCACCCUACGUCUCGAGCAGGCGCAGUCACAAGUAACUGUGUCUAGUCCCAUCAUCCACACCUCAUCUCCUCUCUGCUGCCAUUGAAUGAGAUGCAACAUUCUCAAGUAAGCGGCCUACCUCCCAGGCAGGUAACGGAAUGCUGCACAAGCCCACCUGUAGAGUACGUACAUGAAAUAACAAGAGCGGUGGGCCCAAUUGUGCUAAUGCUAAUGAUCUGUCAAUGACAACCGGAAUCGGAGAGUAGGGCUUUUUUUGUUACAAAGCUUUCAAGGGUAGGAUUUUUAUUUUUCGCUUCCUAUAA
Messenger RNA from Thermothelomyces thermophilus ATCC 42464, 3026 nucleotides. RefSeq lists its product as uncharacterized. The record is from RefSeq and is a predicted model, not a curated record. The annotation marks the transcript as partial. Lineage: Eukaryota; Fungi; Ascomycota; Sordariomycetes; Sordariales; Chaetomiaceae. The transcript is spliced from 2 exons.